UCUCUUUCUCUUUCUCUGCAUCUAAAUCCAAGCCAACAACAAAUAUUAUUCAGAGAUCACCAUUAAACACCCAUUUUCCUUCUAUUUCUUGUGAACCAUUUUUCACAUUCUCUUUCUCAUAUCUCAAAGAAAAAGAAAAAAUGUCUAAUAAUAUUGUUGUAGUUUUUGAUUUUGAUAAAACCAUAAUUGAUUGUGACAGUGAUAAUUGGGUUAUUGAUGAAUUGGGUUUCACUGAUUUGUUCAAUCAGCUCCUUCCCACUAUGCCUUGGAAUUCUCUCAUGGAUAGGAUGAUGAUGGAGAUUCAUUCAAAUGGUAAAACCAUUGAAGAGAUUGAAAAAGUUCUUCAAAGGAUACCAAUUCAUCACAGAAUAAUACCUGCUAUUAAAUCAGCACAUGCAUUAGGGUGUGAUUUGAGGAUUGUUAGUGAUGCUAAUACAUUUUUCAUUGAAACAAUUUUGAAGAAUUUGGGAAUAAGUGAAUACUUCACUGAGAUUAACACUAAUCCUGGUUAUGUUAAUCAACAAGGAAGAUUAAGAAUUUUACCUUACCAUGAUUUCAAUAAGGAUUCACAUGGUUGCAUUCUCUGUCCUCCAAAUAUGUGCAAGGGUUUAAUCAUAGAUAGAAUCCAAAAUACAUUUUCUGAAGGGGAGAACAAGAGGUUUAUCUACCUUGGUGAUGGCAUUGGAGAUUAUUGUCCUAGUUUAAGGCUUAGAGAGAAAGAUUUCAUGAUGCCAAGGAAGAAUUUUCCAGUGUGGGAUUUGAUAUGCAAAGACCCUUCACUUGUUAAGGCUGAAAUUCAUGGUUGGUGUGAUGGAGAAGAGCUUGAACAAAUUUUGAUUCAAUUGAUCAACAAAAUUAUCAUUGAGGAAAAUGCUCAAUUCAUUUCAAGUGAUUGCAAGCUACAAACUCUAUCAAUUCCUGUGCAUGAAACCUUGCCUAAAGCUCUUUCAGUUAGGCCAUAAAUUUUUAGUUUACAAUCAUUGCAAAUGUAUCAUAAAGUACUAAUUUUUCUUGUGUUUUGUUUGAUAUAAAUCAACCUUUUAUAAUGUUGCUAAUCAUGUAAUUGGUUUCAUAUGGAUUUGUAUUAUAACAUGCUAAAUAUCAAUUUGCCCUUGAUGGUGCUGGUUAAUUAUUCUAGUA
Molecule: messenger RNA, 1140 nt
Organism: Medicago truncatula (barrel medic)
Lineage: Eukaryota; Viridiplantae; Streptophyta; Magnoliopsida; Fabales; Fabaceae
Product: inorganic pyrophosphatase 2
Exons: 3
Coding region: 141-962 (273 amino acids)
Molecular function (GO): phosphatase activity
Source: RefSeq, a predicted model, not a curated record